UCUAACACCAGUUAUAAAUAAUCCACUAAUUCAAUCUUUGUUUAUCAAUAAACUGUGCGUUGUUUGCGGCUUGUAAAUAUGUAACUAUCAUAUUUGUGCGUCCACUAGUCAAUUGUGAUCUUAUCUAUGACUACGACCAUACACUGUGGCGCGUUAUAUAUGGUUACGCUUUGUGUUAACAGUAUAAUUAACUAAGUGGAGUCAGAUAUAAUUUAGCUCUACUAAAACUACUUUGGUGUUGGAUUGGCGUAGUGGACUGUAAACAUGGGAGAUAUAAAAUCUUUUUUACAUCAAUUUUGUCAGAAAAAUAAAAUUGAACCUUCCUUCGAAGUUAGACCAACAGGCCCUAAACAUCGCCAAAGAUUUCUUUGUGAAGUGCGUUUGCCAGGGUAUACGUAUGUUGGUGUGGGCAAUUCUACCAACAAAAAAGAUGCCCAAAGUAAUUCAGCAAAAGAUUUUGUUAAUUUCUUGGUUAGACAGGGUCAUAUCAAUGCCAGUGAUGUUCCUGUUGAUUUAGACGGUGGUUCUGCUCUUAUCAAAUCAGAUAAUGGUGGCCCUAAUGGACCACCCUCUAUGACAGAUUCAGGCCCUCAACGCUCAGUAUUCAGAGAUGGAAUGGGGCCUCAAAGCUUUGGGGAGGCCUACAAACCUUUACAUCAUGGCGAGAGAAGAGAAUGGACAUACAUGGACAAAUUACAACAGGAGAAACGAGUGGAAGAAGCAGAAGAUGUCGAUAUGAAUGCACAAAUUCAUGGAAAUUGGACAGUUGAUAAUGCAAAAUCUAAACUACAUCAAUUCAUGCAGAGCAACAAAAUCAGUGCUGAUUAUAAAUACACACCUGUUGGACCAGAUCAUACCAAAAGUUUUGUUGCUGAGAUGAGUUUCUUUGUGCGACAACUUGGUCGCUCUAUUCACGGUCGUGAUACCGGCUCAAACAAGCAAAUGGCAAGUAAAAGCUGCGCUUUGUCUAUAGUACGUCAGUUGUACCACUUGGGAGUAAUAGAGGCGUUUUCGGGCUCUCUUAAGAAAGAGAAGUCUGGUCCUGAAAUGACACCAUAUGAAAUCCGAAUUGAUCCAGCACUCAGAGCGCAAGUCCAAAAUUGUCUUGAAGACUUAAAUGUAACUCCUACUCGAGUUCAAAGCGCUGGUGAAGACGACCAGCCGGUAUCCUUGCUAUCUUCACAUGUUUUGGAUGAGUUUAAAGCAUCAGUGCCUGUUGCUAGUGGCGUGGUGCCUUGGUCACCUCCUCAACCCAAUUGGAAUCCAUGGACUGGGUGUAAUAUAGACGAGGGACCUUUGGCAAGCUUAAGUUUAGAACAGCUGAGCGAACAACUCGCCCAAGAGUCGAGAGCUCGAUGGCAAAACAGUGAGGAAUUGCAGAAGAGUGUUCGCGAGAGAGAACAACUGCCUGUCUUUGCAAUGCGUGCACAAAUAAUGGAAGCCAUCAAUGAACAUCCAGUUAUCAUUGUCAGAGGAAACACAGGAUGUGGUAAAACGACACAAGUUUGCCAGUUUAUUCUUGACGAUUAUAUCGCGACGGGUCAAGGGGCGUGGUGUAACAUUGCGAUCACACAGCCUCGUCGUAUUUCGGCCGUUUCAGUGUCUGAACGAGUAGCUAGUGAGCGUUGUGAGCAGCUCGGCGAAUCAAUAGGUUAUUCAGUUCGUUUCGAAUCAGUAUUACCUCGUCCCUAUGCCUCCGUCAUGUUCUGCACAGUGGGUGUAUUACUCAGAAAACUCGAGGGCGGUCUCAGGGGCGUUAGCCACGUGAUAGUCGAUGAGAUUCACGAACGUGAUGUUAAUAGCGAUUUCAUAAUGGUGGUUUUACGAGAUAUGAUCCACACUUAUCCCGACUUGAGAGUGAUACUUAUGUCAGCCACAAUAGAUACGACAUUAUUUUCAAAAUACUUUAAUGACUGUCCGGUUUUGGAGAUCCCGGGACGUUCUUAUCCCGUUGAACAGUAUUUUCUAGAAGACUGCAUAGAAUUGACCGGUUUUAUUCCUCCACCAGAUACUCGUAAAAGAAAAUCGAAAGGAGGUGAUGAUGAUGACGAAAAUGCUCUUGGUGGUGAUGACGAUGAAAAUUUGAAUAAGAUAAUUAGCGCAAAAUAUAGCGAAAGAACGGCGAUGGCUUUACAAAAACUAAGCGAAAAAGAAGUUAGUUUCGAGUUGUUGGAGGCAUUGUUACUCCACAUUAAGAAAAUGGGCACUCCAGGUGCCGUUCUUGUCUUUUUACCAGGAUGGAAUUUAAUCUUCAAGUUGAUGCGCCAUCUGCAACAGCAUCCCGUCUUCGGAGGGUCUGAGUACACCAUACUGCCAUUACAUUCCCAGUUACCUAGGGAAGAUCAAAGAAGAGUCUUUGAACCUGUUCCACCCCAUGUUACAAAGGUGAUUCUAUCUACCAAUAUUGCCGAAACUUCAAUCACAAUCAACGACGUUGUGUACGUAAUCGAUAGUUGUAAAGCGAAAAUGAAGCUGUACACAUCACACAACAAUAUGACGAGUUAUGCGACCGUGUGGGCAAGUCGUACGAACCUUGAACAACGUAAAGGGCGUGCUGGACGUGUCCGUCCUGGCUACUGUUUUCACUUGUGUUCGCAAGCACGUUACGAAAAGCUUGACGAACAUAUGACCCCCGAGAUGUUCCGUUCCCCAUUGCACGAAAUAGCAUUGAGCAUUAAAUUGUUACGUCUGGGUGGCAUUGGGCAUUUCCUAAGUAAAGCUAUUGAACCACCACCCCUGGACGCCGUCAUCGAAGCUGAGGUUCUUUUGAGGGAAAUGCAAGCAUUGGAUUCCAAUGAUGAGUUGACCCCUUUGGGAAAAAUCCUUGCAAAAUUGCCUAUAGAGCCUCGUUUAGGUAAAAUGAUGGUGAUGGGCUGUAUUUUUAUGUACGGGGAUGCGCUGGCCACUAUGGCUGCUAACUCGUCCACAUUUCCUGAAAUUUUCGUGCUGGAAGGUUAUCAGAGAAGACUUAGUUAUCACCAACGGGCUUUGGCAGGAGACAGGUUCUCUGAUCAUGUCGCCAUGUUGACCGCUUUUGAGUUGUGGGAUAAGGCCCGUCAAGGUGGUGAAGAUGCUGAAAUUCGUUUCUGUGAGCAUAAAGGUGUUAGCAUGCCUACUUUAAGAGUAACAUGGGAGGCGAAACGUCAGCUUCAAGAAAUCCUCACAUCUGUUGGUUUUCCUGAAGAAAGUAUGAUACCCACGCACAUGGAAACUGUUGGUCCAGAUCCAAAAUUGGAUAUGGUGAUGGCUCUCAUGUGCAUGGGGCUCUACCCGAACGUGUGCUGUCAUAAAGAAAAACGAAAGGUUUUGACUCAGGAGAGUAAAGCAGCUCUAAUUCACAAAACCUCGGUGAAUUGUAGCAACCUUGCACAGACGUUUCCUUAUCCGUUUUUCGUUUUCGGGGAGAAGAUACGUACCAGAGCUGUAUCUUGUAAACAAAUGUCUAUGGUCGCUCCCAUUCAUCUUUUGCUUUUUGGGUCAAGGAAGGUUGAAUGGGUAGACAAGGUUGUAAGAUUGGAUAAUUGGAUCAAUUUCGACAUGGAUCCUCAAAUUGCAUCCGAGAUCCUGGCUUUACGCCCCGCCCUUGAAAGCCUUGUUAUAAGGGCAUCUAAAGAGCCAGAGCAGGUGUUAGAAUUAAGUCCCACAGAUGUCAAGGUAAUAUUGUCUUAG
Molecule: messenger RNA, 3669 nt
Organism: Agrilus planipennis (emerald ash borer)
Lineage: Eukaryota; Metazoa; Arthropoda; Insecta; Coleoptera; Buprestidae
Gene: mle
Product: dosage compensation regulator
Exons: 13
Coding region: 265-3669 (1134 amino acids)
Biological process (GO): positive regulation of transcription by RNA polymerase II; regulation of mRNA processing
Cellular component (GO): ribonucleoprotein complex; nucleolus; intracellular anatomical structure
Molecular function (GO): double-stranded RNA binding; ATP binding; 3'-5' DNA helicase activity
Source: RefSeq, a predicted model, not a curated record